CCUCGCAGCUCGGGCGCGGGGCGCUGGCGCGGGGCCGCCAUGGACCUGCAGAUCCUUGAGCACCGCGUGCGGGUGCUGAGCGUGGCCCGCCGCGGGCUCUGGCUCUACACGCACCCGCUGCUCAAGCUGCUCUUCCUGCCGCAGCGCAGCAGGUGCAAGUUCUUUAGCUUGACCGAGACUCCUGAGGACUACACCAUCAUGCUAGAUGAAGAAGGCUUUAAAGAGCUGCCUCCAUCUGAGUUCAUGCAGGUGGUGGAUUCCACCUGGCUGGUGCUCAACGUCUUAUCCAAUGGCAGAUCGUCUACCAGCUUCCAGGCUGCAGGAGUGACAAAGAUUGCCAAGUCAGUUAUUGCACCGCUGGCAGAGCACAAUGUCUCAGUGCUGAUGCUGUCUACCUACCAGACAGACUUCAUCUUGGUACGGGAAAAAGACCUGCCAGUAGUGAUCCAUACACUGGCAGGAGAAUUUGAUAUUUACAAGGAAGUGAAUGGAGAGUCUGUUCCUGUUAACUGUGAUGAUGUGAGCAAUGGCUUCUUGAAGCCCAAGCCUGCUGCAAACCCCACCGUGCACCCUGUGCAGAGUCCUCAAAACAAGUUCUGCAUCCUGACUGUGGCUCCUGACACCCUGCCAGCUAUUGCAACCACACUUAUGGAUGUCCUGUUCUACUCGCACAGCCCUCCAAAGGAAGCUGCCCCAGGCAGCCAGGAUUUCGACUCCAUUGCAUUCUUUGCCUUCUCGCUGAUUGAGGGCUACAUCUCUAUUGUUAUGGAUGCAGAAACACAGAAGAAGUUCCCCAGAAACCUGCUGCUGACCAGCUCCACAGGCGAGCUCUGGAGGAUGGUGAGAAUUGGUGGGCAGCCUCUGGGUUUUGAAGAGUGUGGGAUCGUAGCUCAGAUUGCUGAGCCCCUGGCUGAUGCAGACAUAUCGGCCUAUUACAUCAGUACCUUUAACUUUGACCAUGCUUUGGUCCCAGAGGAAGGCAUCUGCAGCGUCAUUGAAGUGCUCCAGAAACGCCAGGAGAGUGGCAGAUAACUGGCAUGGUGUCUCCUCUGUGCUCUAACACCCAUCUGGAAAGAUGAGGGUGUAGUUCACUGCCUGACACAACGCAGUGGGAUUGUCGAGUGUUCAUGGGACUGGAGAGAGAACACUCCACUCCUGUUUCACAGACGGCUGGCCUGGGCCUCUUGUUAAUCUUCCAGGCUUCUGGAGAGUGGUUUGAACUGCUGCACGUGGGGUCAGAGGGACAUGUGGGUCAGAGGGACAUGUGUCUUCAGGUGGAUUCCAAGAGGAGAGUUUUCUUGUCACUCUGCAAGAGUGUGAGCUCUCAAUUCUUCCCAGAGCAUCCCAUGAGCUAACUCCAGUUGUUUCCUCUUGCAGGCUCAGUAUUGCCUAAUUCAGCACCCUUUCUAUCCCCACUGUCCCCACAUCCUGUCUUGAACCAGGGAGCACAGUACAUGAUGCACUAGGAACUGGUACUAGGGAGAGAUGUUUUGCACACCCCUUGAUGAGUUCUCUCAGCUCAGUUCAAUUGGGCACUCUUUUUUCUUUAACUACUUUUGUAGCUAACUUCACAGUUGCUUUGAGCUUCCUAUAUUUAAUUUCUCCAGAUUUUUGUGAUGCCAGGUUCAGGCAUCUGCUUUUCCUAAGCUGGGUCUACUUUUCCUAGACUUUAUCUAGUGGGCAUCUCAAAGUGGAUAUGGCCAAAGACGCAUGUUCUUUUUGUGAGUAGGAGGCCGUGGCUGAUUUGCACGAGGAGACAUGUUGGCCGUUGGGUUGCUGUGGAAAAGGAUGCUUGUGGUGGUCUCUCUCUACGUGGUCGAGGGUGUGGAGAGAAAUGGGUUGCUCUGGGUCAUGUAGCGUUAAUGACCCUGAUGUUGAGAGCCUGGGAUAGACAUGCUGCUUCCAAUAUAGAAACCCAUGUGCAAAUUAAGCUAAGGGGAUGAAGGUCCCUAAAUUGACCUUUUACUGUAGAAGUGCCCUCCCAGGCAAGGAGGGCCAGAAAGCUUGUUAGGACAGCUUCUUCCCCUUGUGGGCUAAGCUCCUCCAUGGCCUUAAAGCCAUUCUAGGGCUGGCUAGCUGCAAUUAAUGUUACACUUUUU
Molecule: messenger RNA, 2099 nt
Organism: Gavialis gangeticus (Gharial)
Lineage: Eukaryota; Metazoa; Chordata; Crocodylia; Gavialidae
Gene: CASTOR1
Product: GATS protein like 3
Exons: 9
Coding region: 40-1032 (330 amino acids)
Biological process (GO): cellular response to L-arginine; negative regulation of TORC1 signaling
Cellular component (GO): cytosol
Molecular function (GO): arginine binding
Source: RefSeq, a predicted model, not a curated record